This is a messenger RNA of Oncorhynchus nerka (sockeye salmon), 2118 nucleotides long. Its product is annotated as vacuolar protein sorting-associated protein 29. NCBI's taxonomy places the organism in Eukaryota, Metazoa, Chordata, Actinopteri, Salmoniformes, Salmonidae. The record is from RefSeq and is a predicted model, not a curated record. The transcript is spliced from 4 exons. Gene Ontology annotation, cellular component: endosome; retromer complex. Bases 100 to 648 code for a protein of 182 amino acids. Gene Ontology annotation, biological process: retrograde transport, endosome to Golgi; intracellular protein transport.
GGAUUGCUCGGCAUUCAUUGGCUGAUUGCGUGACUUACUGUUAACGUCAUUACGUUUUCUUGCGUAGCUGCUUCCUGAAGCCCAACAGCAAAAUAGACGAUGUUAGUCCUGGUGUUAGGUGACCUGCACAUCCCCCACCGAUGCAACACCCUACCAGCCAAGUUUAAGAAGCUGUUGGUGCCAGGCAAGAUCCAGCACAUCCUCUGUACAGGAAACCUCUGCACCAAGGAGAGCUAUGACUACCUGAAGACACUGGCUGGGGACGUACACAUUGUCAGGGGAGACUUUGAUGAGAACCUGAACUACCCGGAGCAGAAGGUGGUGACAGUAGGUCAGUUUAAGAUCGGCCUGAUCCAUGGGCACCAGGUGAUCCCCUGGGGGGACAUGGCAAGCCUGGCCCUGCUGCAGAGGCAGCUCGACGUUGACAUCCUCAUCUCUGGACACACGCACAAGUUUGAGGCCUUCGAAAACGAGAACAAGUUCUACAUCAACCCCGGCUCAGCAACUGGAGCCUACAAUGCACUGGAAAGCAACAUCAUCCCAUCCUUUGUAUUGAUGGACAUCCAAGCAUCCACAGUGGUGACGUACGUAUACCAGCUCAUAGGAGAUGACGUCAAAGUGGAGAGGAUUGAGUACAAGAAAUCCUAAACCCAGGGCUGAAAAGGGAGGGGUGAGGCAAAGGGUGCUGUCGUUCAGUGUAUCGUUUCAUUCCUUUCUACCUGCAGCUCCAACUACAUAACCACAAAAAAUGCUCUACCAUAACUGUUUGCUAACUUAACUCUAUAAAGAAAUGUAUAAUAUUUUAUGUCAUCCGCAUUGGCAUGUGUUCCACCCACCAUGUGGUGUCUGUAAAAAUACAUUUAAAAAAUGCAAUUGUCACAUGCGUUUGCAUAAUGUCAUUCAAAUAAAUAUUUGGUGCCACUUUUUGAAUUAUAUGUAUUGUCAUGUAAAAUGUCCUGUAAGUACAUGUAGCUCCAUGGCCUUUUAUUUUCCUGUAGUGAGCCUUCUCUUACUAAUUUCACCCACAAUAAGAAUCCCAUUUCAUUCUCAGCCACCUGUUCAUAUUAAAUUGUAAGACAAAGAAAACACUUUUAGGGAUACUUCAGGAUUUUGGCAAUGAAGUAUGCUAGCAGAUACCCAUAGACUUCCAGUCAUUGCGCUAAUACUAGUUAGCAUUGGCUCGUGAAACUUGACACAGAGACAUAAAAUGAUAUCCACAAGAUCAUCUGACUCUGGGGAAGUAGAUAACAGGCCUCAUUGCCAACAUUCCGAAGUAUCCCUUUAACACUUAAAGAAAAUUACACCACAUGUAAAAACACUGAAAACGAAUGAGCGAUGCAGUCAUAUGAUUGAGAAUAAGUCGUCUUGCUCCCCCAUAGACAGUGAGCUCAUGCAGUCAUCAGCCAUUUAACUCCAGGUUGUCUUUUUAUGAACACUGAUAAAGGCACAGAUGUAAGCAUGUAGUAAAAAACUGCCCUGAGGACGUUAAGUCCUGCUUUUUGUAGGAUGUGUCCACCAUGGUUAUAGAGUAACCCCUAGUUUUCUCUGUCCUGAUGCAUCUGUGAAGCACAUUUUAGGUCAUGUUUCUGGAUGAGUUUAUGUGCAUGCUCUGUAAGCAUCAGCAAUCGUGGAUAUGUAAUGCUUCUGUCCUGGUGUCAGCUCCAAAUGCUGUAGUCUUUUAGCCAAGUGUGACAUGCCAGUAGCCUGCUGAAUCUUUCAGACGUGGCCCAGUGAUUGCUUCGGGCCUGAAUUAAUUUGCUGCUUUUUGGAGUGGGAAUCAAUUCUUUAAAAUCCAUUUUCAGUAGUUCCAAGCUAGUGUUCCUAAUGUCGUCUGACCCCACAUGGACAGCAUGAGUCCCCAUUGAUUUGAGCCUUCCUAAGGCUUUAGGAAAACACUACAACAUUAUGCAUUAAUGUCAAUAUGGUUUUGCUUUCCUACUGAGACUAAGGGUCUGGUUGCCUUGGUGCUUGAUGUUGACCAAGAGGAGUGGCCCUAGCAAGAAGAGCGGCUGUUACUCCAAGGGAAACCACGGAACACACUGCUGCCUGCAAAUAUGCAACAUUCUUCAUUUUGAUAUUAGAAAUAUUUUGACUAAUAAACUUGCUGUUUCCACAUAA